GCUGCUGUAUCCCCUCGGAGUCAAUGAAGGGGGAUCGAUCUGGGGGUACCUGCGGGUGAAUAAAGACUGGAUGACUGAAGGAAGCCCCGCCCCACCCCAUGGCAAGGAAUAGGGCAAAACUUAUGACUAGGCCACUUCACUCCAAGUUAAGGUACUUCUUAUAACUUCACCAUUUGAUUUCCAGGAGCUGCAGGUGGAGCCGAAAGUGUGGCUCUCAAUUUUUUCCCCUAAGGAUGAAUCUUGGAACAACGUAGUGGUGAAAAGCAGAGCGAUGGGAGAUACGAAUUAGUGUGGAAGAGAAUCUAAUUACUUCUGAAGGUAGACGAAUAAGGUUAAGUAGAGGCAAUUGGACAUCUGGAUCAUUCUUGUCAGUUUCAAAGUCUUGGUGAAACUUCUUCCUGCUGCAUAUUACAAGUCUCAUUCAUUGUCCCCAUUAAAAAAAACAAAAAACGAAACAAAAAAACAACCUUUAUUGGAAAUGGACUCAGAUGACUGAAAGAAAAUAACCAAAACCUCACCGGUAGCUUCAGCUGAUUCUUACACUAUCGUUGCGACAUAUACAUCUAUCUUUAAAAGCAUUAGAUGUCCUAACUCACUGCUAGUGUUUUUAUUCUUAAACACCCCAGCUGAGUUAUUUUUAAGAGCUCCAAACAAUGACAGAGAACUUUCUGUAGAUGAAAUACCAGUUUACAUAUUAAACUGGUUACUCAAACUUAUUUAUAAUUUAUACCUAUCAAUGUCAUCUAUCAAAACAUAAAUCAAAAAGUUUAAAUACUUGAUGUCAAGUCGCUCCUUCCUGUUUCAAGCAGCUCCACAGAAACUUUCAUGUCCUGAAAUGGCCGGCACUGCGCAUACUCCUUAAUGAUUAACUCAUUAGAUACCACUUUUUCCUUUUUAAAAUGGACACAUAUUAGCAACAAGUCACAUGCAUGCCCUCUUUUUGUUUGAAUACAAUAUUCAAUUAAGCAUUAAAAAAAAACCCACUCUGAAAUCCUCAAUCACAAACCUAAAAGUUAAAACAACAAAAUCAGCACUAACUGUAAUGGUUUUGAAAGUUAAAUACAUUUCAGCACAAGUAAUAGACAUUUAAAUUAUCCAACUGUAAGUAUCUUGUUACACUUACAAAUUAAGUCGGUUUUUCAAAACCAGUACAAUGAAUGUUAAGUGUCCUAUUUAUUAGUUAAUAAAAUGUGCAGAGUGUUUAAUAAGAUUAAGUAUCGAAUUUAUAACAUCCAGACUGAGAUCCAGUGGUAACAAAUACACUAUGUCAUGGUAAAAAAAAAAAAAAGUCAUUAGUAACAAUAACCCCAUUCCCUAAAUUGCGACAAUCAAGUAUCUCUACAUUCCAUCUUGUUUUGGCAAUGAUAUUUACAAACAACUUUUACACUGACUUUGGGAUUAAUGGAGAAAAAUGUCGUUGACUGCCCUUAAAAAGAAAAAAAAAAAAACAUGUUUAGCAAAUGUACAAUUAUCAUGUAAAACUCCACAACUUUCUCCCAACAUUUUGUUCCACGCAAAUAUACGAGCCAUCAUGUCAGAAGUUAAAGUCAUGCCUAAUUUAACAUUUCCUUAGUUGACUACUUAGAAAAACAAAAGUUCAUUCGAAACAGCAUCGGUGUCAAAGGCGAAGGUCCCUUCCAGAUUGCUCUUGGAAUCAAAUUCAUUUAUACCUUUCACCCUAACCCCUUUCAUCUCUCCCAGUGAUAGUACAACGAGUUACACCCCUAAAAAGCCACCUCGAUCCCCUAGUUUACAUAUUUCCCCUUAGACUGAAAUUUACUUACGAAAAGAGAUUACAAAGGGGCGUCUUGUCACUUCAGGAGAGGGUCAUUCACUGAUACAAUAGACAAAGAAUCGAUACUUUCGAGUUGCCAUAGCCCCACCCCCUUCUGAACUGCAAUGUGUUUGGCUAAAUGAUUUAAGAGCCAAAGAAUACGCCUCUUCCUCUGUUCAUACUCUACAACGUUUUGUCUUUUAAUUUUGCAUAUGCCUUCGUCCCCCACACCCCAAACACACGAUGUACCUUCUCUCGGCGCAUUCUAGCCAAACUUUCACAAUGUCAAAUCCCUACGGGGAAAACUAAACAACCUUUAAAGUUUUAAUUCGGGAGAGACAAUGUGAAAUUAAUCACACAUUUCUUUCCAAGACAUAACUAACUUCUUGCAAAUAAGAGGAAAAGUUCAUUUACAUUCUGUCAAAACCAGUCGCUCCCGACCCUAGCGAGGCUGACAGUCGGUCACUGCCCCUUACUCAGUUUUCUCUCCCCGCCCCUCCAUGUUAGUUGUUGUUGUUUUUUUCCCAGUCCGUUUCCUGAGAAUUUCCCGGCCGCACUCAUUUGUUAAACACUUUAAAUGUCAGAUUUGCCCCCAUCCCGCCCGCAAAACGUGCUUUACAACCCCCAAACGCCACAGCACUUUUUUCAGAAUUAUCACCAGAUGUUUUUCUGCCUGCCGUAACCCACGUUACAGUCGGGAAAGACGCCAGCCACCAAGUCCCUUUUUAAAAAAUCGCAUGUCACCUCUGGCUCCACUCGAAAAUGGCGCCGAAAUCGAAGAACUUCUUAAAUUUCAUUGCAAGCUUUUUGCAAAGGUUUCUGGGAUUUGCCUGCGAAGCUGUUUCGCCGCGUCCGAGAGCGAGCGAACGUGCAAGCCAGCGAGGGAGACAGGGAGGAAGGAAGGGCUGGGGAGGCGGAGAGACAGACCGAGCGAGCGACACACGGACAGCGACGGACAGCGACAGAAGCGGGGCCCGGGACUUGGGAGACGGCGAGGUUGCGGGGCGCGAGGUGCUGGGCACGGAGCUACAGGGACGGAGAGCCGAGAGCCGGGGUCGUAGCGCGGAGGGGGCGCUGGCUGCUGCCGAAGCUCGGAGAGCGGCGUGGCGGAGGCGGAGCGGAGCCGAGCGAGGGGCCAGAACGGAACGCUCCCUUGGAGGCGAGCGGCGCAGCCGGCGGAGAGGCUCCCGGAGCCGCCCUAGAAAAAGCCGGCUCGGGGGGCGUGGCCACGCGCUGUGGCGCUCCCCGCCCCCCGGUGGCCCCGCUCGGCUCCGGGGCCCGGGGGCGGAAGGGGGGAGGGGAGGAGAGGAGCUGUAGGGAAGGGGGUUGUGCAGGCGCUCGACGCCGCAGCCUUGGCCCGCUGCGGGGGAGGGCCGAGAAGGGCACUGGGCGCCCAGAGUAACCAACACCGAGACGAAUAGCGAGGGCUCGGGGAGAAAAAACGGAGGAUGGCAAACGGCAAAGCCAAGGGCACGAGGUAGCGCAGCGCGCACCCAGAGGCUCCUGGGACGGACACCACCCCACGCUCACGGGUCCUCUGGCGGUGUCCUUUGAGCUGCCGGGACGGCGCAAGGUGGCUGAGCGAGGCUUUUUGCUCGGUGCUUACAGGGAGUACCUGAGAUGGUUUGGGAAAGGAAACAGGGGGUCUCAGACCGCUUGGGUGCAGCGCUCUCCCCAUGCGUUUGAGUGCAGAUCUGUCGAGACGCCCCAGCCUUCGCCACCCCACCAAGCUCUCAGGUAGAGAGGCCCCGGGACAGGAAACCUGUUUAUGCACCCUGCUGCAAUCCCACCACCUGCCCAGGCCAAGUGAGCCCCUCUCCGCUACUGGUGUUUCAUAAUGCUGGGAGCUACUUUGAUUUCAUGCAUUGCCCUUCAGCUGCCAUGUUAUGAGGACACUUGGAGAAAGCUACAGGAGAGGAACUGAGGUCUCCUGCCAUCAGCCACUUGAGUGAGCAUGGGAGUGGAUUCUCCAAACUCCAGUUAAGACUUGAGAUGUCCACAGUGGCAGCCACUAGCUUGACUGCAACUUACGAGAGACACUGAGCCAGAGGCACUCAGCUAAGUCAUACACAGUUUCCUGACCCGUAAAACCUGUGACACAAUGAAGGUUUGUUGUUUUGGGGGUAAUCCGUUAUUCAGCAAUAGAUAACGAAUACAGAAGGCUUGUAAUUGUAUAACCAACGUGAGUUUAUAAGCGGAUAUCUGACCUCAUUUGUUUUCUCCUGAAAAAGUUAUAGAAAAAUCACAAGACUGCAAGUCACUCUCUCUCUUUCUUUUGUGGGGAAUAAACAAGUAUAAUUACAAUUUCUAAACCUAUUGUUUUAUUCUCAAAUAUAAUUACAAUUUAAACAGGAUAUUGUAGAGCUCCAUCAUAGGGAUUAACACUAAUUAGAAUUAAAGAACGUUUUUGUGAAAGUCAGCUUUUUUUUUUUAAAUAAACACUCGUCCCUUGAUAAUGUAUUUCUUUUUCAUAAAAUUAAAAAAAAAUUGUGGGUUGUAGUAGGUGUAUAUAUUUAUGUGGUACAUGAGAUGUUUUGAUACAGGCAUGACGUGUAAUAAUCACAUCAUGGAAGAUGGCGUGUCCAUCCCCUCAAGCAUUUAUCCUUUGUGUUACAAACAAUCCAGUUACACUCUUUUUGUUAUUUAAAAAUGUACAAUUAAAUUAUUAUUGGCUAUAGUCACCCUGUUGUGCUAUCAAAUAUUAGGUCUUAUUCAUUCAUUUAACUAUUUUUUUGUACCUAUUUAUCAUCCCCAUCCCCGGUUCCCUCCCACCACCCACCCCACUACCCUUCCCGGCCUCUGGUAACCAUCCUUCUACUCUCUAGCUCCAUGAGCUCAAUUGUUUUGAUUUUUAGCUCCCACAAAUAAAUGAGAACAUGUAAUGUU
This is a messenger RNA of Pan troglodytes (chimpanzee), 4660 nucleotides long. RefSeq lists its product as uncharacterized. The transcript is spliced from 3 exons. The record is from RefSeq and is a predicted model, not a curated record. The coding region runs from base 2537 to 3091 and encodes 184 amino acids. NCBI's taxonomy places the organism in Eukaryota, Metazoa, Chordata, Mammalia, Primates, Hominidae.